AUGAAUGAUUUGCAAACCCCUUUAGAACCAAUCGAAAAGGAAUCUUCGGAUGAUAUGGUGAAUAUCCAGAUCGAAGAGUCACUUGUUCGUGAAACUCUCAUGGCUAUAGAUAGUGCAAAUUUUAACGAAGACUUAUUAACUUUAAUAGUUUUCGGAGUUAUUCUCGUGUUUGUUAUAUUAUCCGGCAUAUACGGUCCACCUGUUAAUAUUCAUAAGAAAUAUUCAUAUCCAUUCUCUAAAGAUUCACCAAUUACAAAUAUCAAAAUUCCAUUUGACGCAAUCCUUCCAAUCAACAGCCAAAAUUCUAUCUCAAUUGCCUUUAUGCGAAAUUCAGAUGCCAUAGCUAAUAAUUUAUCUAUUACAUUCCGAUAUUCUAUUAGUUGUACGCAUAAUAAUACGCAAAGAUUCAUGGCUUCACAUCCACAUGACGAAUAUAUUGUUUACCCAAUUAAUGGAACUAAUUUGACAACAUCUAUUACCCUCUUUACAGAUAUUAUUCUCGAUUAUAAUAAAGUCGAAAUAGAUUUAACAUUUGAUCAUCCGUACACUCACUUCUCGUCAUUUAUUCUCACAUACUCUAUUGGUACGCCUGAUCACGCUUACUUCCAAAUCUAUUUCAGAUUUUUAUUCUCAAUUGUUUCAGCGAUCUUCCUUGCAUUGAUGCUCUAUUUCUUACGUGGCCUCGAAGUUAAGCUUUGGCAUCUCGAACAGAAGCUCACAGUUCCACUUGUCGCGUUACUUAUUUUCUAUAAUAAUCCAUUUUACAUUUUCCAUGUUUACAACCCAUCACCAGUAUUUGUUAUAUUAGACAGAAUAUUGGAUUCCAUUUUCCAUUCCUACAUGUGCUUUUUCAUUUUAGUUUUGUUCGAUAGUUUAAGAUAUAAGAACAGAAAGACAGAUCGCUGCUUCUACAUACCUAAGAUCAUCAUGUGCUCUAUCAUUCUCAUCGUUUACAGCAUCCAUGGAAUUUAUGAUAAACUUCAUCUCAUCGCAGAACAUAACAAGAACUACAAUACUACAGCCAUCACAUCUGUUGCUGAAAUGGUCGUUUAUCUUACAUUCUUGCUGUACACAAUUCUGUCAAUUCUUAUUUCAGCUUCAAGAGUUGAUGUUACAGAGCGUUACAAGUUCAAUAUCUACCUAUCAAGCGGACUGAUCGCUGUUAUUAUCAUGGGAGCUUGCCAGGCAUUGUCUUCUUUCAAGCUCUUCUCUGAAUCCUCCCUUUCAUUUGUCAUUAAAUUUGCUGUUGAAAAUAUCUUCUCCUUCCUCAUGGUGUACUUCCACUGGCCAUACGAAGUUCUGAUGGACGAAUAUAAUGGUCCACAAGAUAAUAACGAACCAGAGGCGGAUUUCUUUGUCAAUGAACAAUAA
Trichomonas vaginalis G3 is the source of this 1371-nucleotide messenger RNA. Its product is annotated as transmembrane protein 181 family. Bases 1 to 1371 code for a protein of 456 amino acids. The record is from RefSeq and is a predicted model, not a curated record. Gene Ontology annotation, molecular function: toxic substance binding. The transcript has a single exon. Lineage: Eukaryota; Parabasalia; Trichomonadida; Trichomonadidae.